GCCCCUUUCACACUUCCACCUAGGGUUUUGUCUUUCCUAGAUCUCCUACCCAAACACUUCCCUUUUCUCUUCUUUUACCUUAAAAAACAAGUCUCACUAUAUUCGCCGGCGCAGCAGAGAGGAAGAGAAAAAAGACCCGAAAAUGGUUGCACCUGAAGCUCCUCUCUGCUACGUCGGCGUCUCUCGUCAAUCUGCUGCUUUUCGUCUUAUGAAGCAAAUGGGAUGGGAAGAAGGAGAAGGACUUGGGAAAGAUAAGCAAGGGAUCAAAGGUCACGUUAGAGUUAAAAACAAGCAGGAUACGACUGGUAUUGGAUUAGAUAAGCCUAAUCCGUGGGCGUUCGAUACAGCUCAGUUUGAUAGUAUUCUCAAAGGAUUGAAAGUGAAGCAAGCAGUGCAAACCACUGUUGAAGCUGAAACGAGUGAAAAUCAAGUAGAAACCAAGAGUGAUGUGCCUAAUGAUACUGCAGAACAAGCAGCUAAGACUACCCGACCCCAGGGAAGAUAUAAGAAAAGAGAGCGAGGGAAGCUUGUGCAUGCAUACUCUUCAAAGGAUCUUGAAGGAAUUCUUGCCAAAAAGGCUGAAAAGUCAUCGCCUCCAGAUCCUGUAGUCAUUGGUGAAAUGGAGAUCAUAGAGCCAACUGAAACUAAUGAUUUUUCUGCUGAAGUUAUAUUGAAGGUAGAAAGCCAGAUUUUUUCUGAUUUCCCAUCAGGAAACAAAGUUGAAAGCGUUUCUCUGGAUUGGUGGGGCUAUAAAUAUGGAUUUGUUACUGGAGGUUUUCUGGGAGAAUCUACCAGAAAGAAAUCAAAAAAAAUUGGAGAGUCUAAAAUCUCAACUGAGAGAACUGUUUUUUUUGAAGAUGAUCAAGAGAAUCUCUACAAACUUGUGCAAGAUAAAGCCACAACUGGAAAACAAGGUUUGGGCAUUAAGGAUCGACCAAAGAAAGUAGCUGGAGUUCACUUUCAGGGGAAAAAGACAUCAUUUAGGGAUAGUGAUGGUGAGGAUUCUGAUGACAUCGGUCCUCCAACAAAGCAAAUGCGGGAUAAGGCAUUAGAAACAAAGAAAGCUGACGAACCUAAACUAAAGUUGAAAAAGCUGUGUAAACGGCUUCUUUGUCAGGUACCUGGAAAUUCAUUAAAACUAAAACAACUGAAAGUUCUUAUUGAUGAGCAGUCAUCUUCAGUAUUUUCCAAUUUAUCUUCCAAGAAAGAUGCAAUUGCCUACUUGAAGCGAAAGCUUGAAGGUAGUAGCAAGUUUUCUGUGGAGGGAAAGCGAGUGAGUCUUGGAUGUAGAAACGGCUAAGAUAACUUCUGAUACGAUUGUGAUAUUCUUUUGGUGGCCACUAUAAGCUGAGACUGAAUUAUUAGUGCCUUAUUUAUAAAUUAUGAUGUCAUUUUUGUA
Hibiscus syriacus is the source of this 1399-nucleotide messenger RNA. RefSeq lists its product as uncharacterized. The coding region runs from base 143 to 1300 and encodes 385 amino acids. Gene Ontology annotation, molecular function: nucleic acid binding. The transcript is spliced from 12 exons. The record is from RefSeq and is a predicted model, not a curated record. NCBI's taxonomy places the organism in Eukaryota, Viridiplantae, Streptophyta, Magnoliopsida, Malvales, Malvaceae. Gene Ontology annotation, cellular component: nucleolus. Gene Ontology annotation, biological process: regulation of ribosome biogenesis.